ACUGCAUUUUGUGGACUUCCUGAUAGUAAAGAAUUACAAUAGUCCAGCUCUGAAGUAACAAAUGGUCUAGUUUUUCAGUGUCACUCCUGGACAAAAUAUUUCUAACUUUAGCAAUAUUCCAGAGGCAAAAAUAGGAAACCCUAGAAACCUGUUUAAUAUGGGAUUUGAUGUCAUCAAGACAUGCCUGUAGUCAAAGUCAUUGUUUGGAUUCCUCAUGAUGUAUGGAUAUAUAUGGAUAAACAAUUGCUCUUUUAUUUGCCUAUACAACACAGUCAAAUAUCAAACAAAAUGGAUCCAAAUUACUGGACCAGCCGUGGAGAAGACAUUACCAUUAAUUUAAAGUUAUGUGUUAUAAAUUCAUAAAAUUUCACUAAUUAUCAACUAUAUUUUAUUGCUGUAUCAGAGAUCAUAGAUUCGUCAGACAUAGUAUGUUUGUCUAUUUAAUUUGUAGGUUCAUUCAUUCAUACAUACAUACAUCUGUGGCGCUGAGCCCACCCCAAAUCAUACACACAGCCUAAUAGACCUUUUUCACACUUCCGGGUUUUAAAGCGGAUGUGGGGUUUGACAACUUCCGAUGGCUAUAGCGUUAGCAUAAAAGUCUAAGAAAAUGGCUCAGUCUCGGUGCAGUUGUUUUUGUUCUGUACCUGGUUGUUCAUGUGGGGCAAGAAAACAGCCAUAUCUGUCCUAUUAUGCAUUCCCGACGGACCCGGACCAAUGGAGGGAGUGGAUCCACGCGAUCCGAAGAGAUGAAGGUCCCAACUUUUGCAUAAAGACAGGGAGCACUUUUGUAUGUAGCCGACACUUCACACUGGAGGAUUUUGUUAGCGAAUCCCCCACCAGCCGCCUUAAAAGUGGAGCUGUUCCUUCCCUUUUCACCUGGAAUAACUUUACUGCACCAGCAACAAGAGAGUCUGCUUUCGAGAGGGCUAAGAAACGCCAGUUUGUCCUCUCUCAGAAAGCUAGCCAGGCUGAAAAUGCUACUGUGGACCAUGAUUAUGUGGCACAUCCACCCGCAGCUGCACUUGAUGAAGCUCUGGAUUACAUCAAGGAGUUGGAGGCCAGACUUCAAAAAGUGGAUUUGUCUACCACACUUUUUAGCCGCUACUGUGCCUCUGAUGACCAGAUCCGAUUCUACACCAAAUUUCCAUCUGAUUGUGUGUUCCGGAUCUUCUGGGAGUCCAUUGCACCCUCUGCAUCACGCCUGGUGUACUGGACCAGAGCACAGAAGCUUGGAGAGGAAGCCUGUGCUGAAGCCAGCCCUGCCCGCUGCAUGCCUCUGAUCGAUGAGUUCCUGAUGUACUCAUUCAGGGUAGCAGUGGGCAUGAAGGAGCAGCUCAUUGCUGACAUGUUUCAAGUCAGCAUAGCUACUGUCAGCCGAGUGACCAUCACUUGGGCCAACUGCCUCUUCACUGUGUUCUCUUCCAUCAACCUGUGGAUUAGUCGUGAGAAGGUAAAAGCCAGUAUGCCUCAGAGAUUUCUGAAGUUCUCUCCAAAUGUCCGUGUCAUCUUGGACUGCACAGAAGUUGCUCUGGAGACGCCAUCAUCCCUCACCUUACAGUCUGAAACGUUCUCAGCCUACAAGAACCACACCACUCUGAAAGGGCUGAUCAGAGUUGCUCCCUGUGGGUUGGUGACAUUUAUUUGACCAUUGUACAAAGGCUGCAUCUCAGACAAAGAAAUAACAAAGGUCAGUGGAAUCCUUCCUCUGCUUGAGCUGGGAGAUGAAGUCAUGGCAGAUAAAGGAUUCCUCAUUGAAGACCUCCUUCAAGAAGUUGGAGCCAAACUCAUCAUUCCACCAUUCAGGCAUCCUGGCCAGUUCAGAAAGAAAGAGACAGAGGAGACCCAGACCAUUGCUCGCCUGCGGAUCAUUGUAGAGCGAGCAAUCGCUAGAGUAACGUGCUACCACAUCUGGAAUUCUCCGGUGCCUCUCACUUUAAUAGGAACUGUCAAUCAAAUCUGACACAACUGUUGUGUUUUGGCUAAUUAUCAAGGCACAUUUUGUGUUGCUGACUAAAUUAUUUCUGUAUAUUAAUUGUUGUAGUGCUAUGUAAAAAGUUAUUUAAAUGACAAGACUAAAAAAAGAUAUUCAAUAAAACACACUUGAGCAGCA
This is a messenger RNA of Fundulus heteroclitus (mummichog), 2110 nucleotides long. RefSeq lists its product as uncharacterized. The transcript is spliced from 2 exons. Bases 608 to 1645 code for a protein of 345 amino acids. The record is from RefSeq and is a predicted model, not a curated record. Lineage: Eukaryota; Metazoa; Chordata; Actinopteri; Cyprinodontiformes; Fundulidae.